This is a messenger RNA of Colletotrichum truncatum, 1437 nucleotides long. RefSeq lists its product as uncharacterized. NCBI's taxonomy places the organism in Eukaryota, Fungi, Ascomycota, Sordariomycetes, Glomerellales, Glomerellaceae. Gene Ontology annotation, molecular function: DNA binding. Gene Ontology annotation, cellular component: U2-type post-mRNA release spliceosomal complex; nucleus. The record is from RefSeq and is a predicted model, not a curated record. Gene Ontology annotation, biological process: mRNA splicing, via spliceosome; spliceosomal complex disassembly.
AUGAGCUCUUUUACACCGAAAAGGAAAGCGCGUGUGAUCAAGGUCCACGAUGACGAGGAGGACGAUGCUCCAGCAGCUUCUCCAACUGGCCAAGAGCCCGUGAAAGAUGACGGCGCGCCGAUAGCAGUCAAAUUCACGAGAAAACCAUUUCGUCAAUCCGGUCUGCGUAAAAGCAUCAACGUUAACGAGUUCAACGGCUCCAAUGGCGGCGCGGCGACCGGCGACGCGGGCAUAACUAAAGGUCCCGCGCAGGAGGAUGACGAGGACGAUGGCCCUGUAGUGAUCCGUCCCACGGUUAGCCGAUCGAGCUCUCUCAAGCAGAAGAAGCGGAAAUCUACAUCGCGACUUUCAUUUGGCGGGGCACAAGGUGACGGCGAUGAUGGUGCCAAGUCAGAAUACACGACACCCAAGAAGUCAACGCUGGGCUACCAAGCUCUCGAGAAUAGCGCCUUGAAGAACCGCCUCCCAAUGCGCUCAUUCCGUGAUGAGGAAGAGGACCGGCCGAAAUACAGCAAGGAAUACCUCGACGAACUGCAGAACUCGACCCCCAACACACCGCAGAAUAUCUCCUCCCAGCAGAUACAAGAUGAAGACGGAAUGGACUUGGACGCGUCUGAACUGGAGGGCGCUUUGAUUGUCAAUCCGGACGAGUUCAGCUCACGACCGCACCAGACAAAUAUUCUUACCGAGACCGAGAUUCAGGAGAGGAAACAGCGCAGGGCACGGUUGGCACAGGAGCAACAGGCUGACGACUUCAUUUCUUUUGACGAUGACGAAGGCGGUGCAUCACUACGCAAGAAAAAGGACGAUACGCGUCUUGUGCCUGAGGAUGAGGAUCUCGGUGAAGGUUUCGACGACUUCGUUGAAGACGGCGGAUUGUCACUUGGGAGGAAAGCGGAGAGGGAAGAGAAGCUUCGCCGACGGCGCGAGAUGGCGGAACAGAUCAAGAUGGCCGAGGGUGAUUCGGGUGACGAGUCGGACGCUUCUGAGGCUGAACGGCGUGCGGCCUUUGAGGCGGCGCAGACGCGGUCUGGUCUGGACGGUCUUCAGAAGCCUGAGCGGAACCCGACAGAGCAACUUCUACAGGUCCCGCCCAAGAUUACCCCACUGCCCAGUCUGUCGGAGUGUCUCUCGAGGCUGCAGACGACAAUGCGGGCGAUGGAGCUGGAUCUCGCAGACAAGAAGAAACGCGUGGAGGAACUGAGACAAGAGAAGGAGAGCAUCCUGACGAGGAAGGACGAGGUACAGCAGCUUCUUAACGAAGCUGGGCAGAAGUACACGGCAGCAAUCGGGCACGAAUCGGCCGCGGAAUCAGCUACGCAGUCGCCAGCGCGGCAGAUCACGAGUGCUGGAGCGAGUGAACUCAGAGUAGAGAGGGGUCUGGAGAGCCUCGGAACCACCCCGAACGAGCGACCGGAUCCAGAGGACCUAGGUUGA